Molecule: messenger RNA, 1185 nt
Organism: Striga asiatica
Lineage: Eukaryota; Viridiplantae; Streptophyta; Magnoliopsida; Lamiales; Orobanchaceae
Source: the annotation of a GenBank genome assembly
AUGUCCCGGAACAAAGCCCUUAAAAAACUCUCUGAACCCUGGAACCUCCACCAAACGCCCCCUCCGCCCCUCCGACUCCCGGGCGCCUCGCCCUCUCUUUCCGCCGUAGAUCCCUCCACCACCGCCGCCGCCGCCCGAGCACAACUAACCCGUCUCAGCGCGACUUUCGAUUCGUACCUCAAACAGAGAACAUCCGCCGUCACGCCGAGGGACCUCCUUCACUUCCUCAGAUCCCGCCUCGGCCACAACCCCGCCCUCGGCUAUCUGGACUACCACCUUUCCGCUACGCCGCGACGCUCGACUCGUUCCGCCACGACCACCACACGUUCGAGUACAUGCUCCGAUCCCUCGCCUCCACCGACCGCCUCGAUUCCCUCCGAUCUCUCCUCGACUCGUUCUGUAGAUCCGGACGACUCUGACACUCUCUAUUCCUUCAAUAUCAUGAGAAGGUUAAUCGACGGUAAGCCAGAUGUUGCUCUGUACAAUAUUGCGAUCCAAGUCACUUUUAACACACUGAUUAGUGGGUACUGUAGGAGUAACAAAUUCGAUCAGGCAUUACAGGUGUUUGGUGAGAUGAAAGAGAAAGGGUGCCUUCCAAAUGUGACGGGCUUAGUAGAAGGGGGGAAAAUAAUGGAGGUGGCUGACUUGAUGAUCGAGUUCUUGAGGAAAGGGGUUUUACCGAAAGAGUUCGAUUCUUUUGUGCUAGUUGAGAUUCUUUGUAUAGAGGGGAAGGCGAAAAGGGCUUUAGAGUUGAUGGAUAAGUUGUGGGACAAGGGCUAUAAGCCAAGUUCGAUUGUGUGCAGGACUCUAGUUGAGGGUUUGCGUGGGGUGGGAUUGAUUGAGAAUUCGGUUGGUUUAGUGAGAAGGAUGCUCGAAGAUGGAAUUAUUCCGGAUAUUGUGACGUUUAGUUGUGUGCUUCGUGAUAUGUGUGGGGCGGGAAGUGCGCGGGAAGCAAAUGAGUUGCGGUUGUUGGCUUGUAAAAAUGGUUUGGUUCCCGAUUCUAUGGUGUGUAGAAUUUUGGUCUUAGGUUGUGUUGAAGAAGGUCGAAAGAAGGAGGGUGAGGUUUUGGUGAAUGAGAUGUUGGAUAGAGGGUUUUUGCCUGAUAUUGCUAGUUACAACAUGUUGAUGGAUAGGCUUGCCAAAUCCAAAGCUUCUUACAAUGAUUCCAAACAUGCUCUUUCGUAA